Molecule: messenger RNA, 948 nt
Organism: Adineta ricciae
Lineage: Eukaryota; Metazoa; Rotifera; Eurotatoria; Adinetida; Adinetidae
Source: the annotation of a GenBank genome assembly
AUGAAUUGCCAAGAAAGUUCGUGUGCGAAAUCUCAAGUAGCGAUUUGCUUGCAUUGCUUAUGUCGUCUAUGUUCAACGCAUCUUCUUGCUCAUAGAGAAGAGGUUGUCAAACAUACUGUUCAAGUUUCUAAGCAAAUCAAUGGUGUGGCACAGGAGUUGGACGUUUUGUUACAAAAAGUACGAUGUGAUCGUCAAAGUGCAACGUCUCAACUUCGAACUUGGCGACAAUGUCAAAUAGAUCAAGUUGAGCGAAUAUAUACAGAGAGAUUUCGGGAUAUCGCAAGGAAAAAAGAUCGUAUUAAUACGUUAGAAACUGAAUUAACAGAACGUGUGAUGAAAGAAGCGAAAACAAUACAUGAAAAUAUCCAAAGAAAGCAAAGUCUUCAAGCUAUUGCAGAGAUUGUAAACGAAAACAUUCGAUCAAUACCUCCUGAGCAUCAACAUCAAUCUCCUUCGCUUGAAAAUUCCUCAACACGAAAAACAAUUGAACCUCCCUCAAUCAUACCUUUCAGAAAAUUAGUUAAUCGCUUCAAAAUCAUCUCCGGUACGAGUGACCAAUAUCUGAACCGUUACAUUUCUAAGAAUUUACUCAGACUUCCGCAUGAUCAAAUGUUAAUGACUCUACUCGUUUCACUUUUUCAAGCUUGGUACUCGUCGAAUACCAAUGAUCAAAUUUUAUCCUAUCAUAUGAAUACAAUCAAGAAAUAUAUCCAAAAACCCGAACAUCAACUCGCAAUGCUCACAUCAAUUCUAAUAUUUGUCACCUCGUCGAAUCGUUCAGAUGAUGAAAUACUUCAUAUAUUCAACGCUUUGCUACAAUUCUUCUGGAACAAUCAAUUUUUCACCAAAGAAACAUUGCUGAACUGGUGUCACAACGAAAAAUCAAAUGUCUACCGAGGUUUCGAACGAAUCCAACCAUUUGCUCAAUCAUUUUUGGAUCAACUCUAA